AGUAGCGGACCAGAUAUCAAGCGUCACGGUUGGUCAGCGCUUAGCUUCGAAUACCUUAGCUUAGGGGAAGCAAGCAGAAAGAGACAGUGACAGAAACAGAAACAGAAACAGAAACAGUAAAAGAUAUUCCUUGAGAGAGCAUCGCGUCAUGCAGCUCUAAUUGUAAAUUCAGAAAGUUGAAAUUGUUUGCUUUUUGUAAGCUAAACAAAAAGUCACACUUAAAUACUCAUUCGGCAGCUCAGCUCGUCAAUCGCUGAUGUAGUUCGUAAACUGCAAGCAGCUAAAGGAAAACGGAAUACAACUUAAUAUCCAGAGCCACAAGACGGAAGAAGAAUUUUUUGUAAAAUGCUAAUGAAAACAGCAAAAAUGUGCAUCUUAACAUUUGUAUUUGUUUGCGCUGUUUGGGAAACUGCAACAGCAACGCCCACGGCAACGCCCCCAGUAAUAACAACAGUAACACCAACAGCAGCAACACCAACAGCAACAGCCACAGCAACUUUAACCAUAACAAAUGACUCGCACAGCAGCCACGGCACCAAUGUGGUCAGCGCUUCAGCUAUGGAUCGAAGCGAAGGAGUAGCGAAAACUUUAUCGGAAAUACAAAUUGGAAUUGUGGGAGCUUUGGCCACCUCAACCACGACGUCAACGGCCAUGCCCACCACGACGACAGCAACAGCAGCAGCGGAGGCCGCAACAGCAACAGCAACAGCAACUGCAGCAGCAGCAGCAGCAGCAACUACAGCUGCAACAGCAACGCCAGCAACACCAGCAACAACAACAACAACAACAACAACAACAGCAACACCAGCAACAUCCAUUUCAAACGGAAAUGAAGCAGGCAGACAAAUCAGCAAUUUUGAGGCUGCAACCACGACCAUGGACGGGUAUGCAAAGGCUGACAAAGAAAUCUCGACAACGGAAGCUACAGCCGCCACUGUGGCGGAUGGGUUAAUGACGACAAACGUGCCGCCGCUUGCAUCGCUGGGCAGCAUUUUCGACAGGCUGUAUCGCAUUAAGGAGAGCUCUGAUAUCAGCUCCUCGGCUACACCGCUGGAUAUGCAAAUGCAGGCAGCUGAGUCGUAUCAGGUGGCCGAAACCCUGGCCGAUCUCAACGAGGAGGAGCGUUCGCGCUACGGCGCUAUGUUGGGCCAGCAGCCAGCGAGCCAAAGUAAGCUAAAUAUUGUGGAUUUGUAUCCGGUGCAGCUGGAGGAUUUUCAGCCUGUGGUACGCACGGAUAAUGUAGAGCUGUCCAAGGAGCGUACGGUGUUCAUAGAGCCGGAGAAUGCUGAACAGUAUCGGCAGAAUCUAAUGCCCAACGAGGUGGCUGACUUUGGCUCCAGCUACAAUCCGGCAACAACAAUGAAGACGGCAACGACUCCCAAUGUGGCCACCACGUCGAGCUAUUUCACUGGCAAGCUGCUGGCCGAACAAGAUGAUUUGAUAACCGAAAUCGAGCGAAAGUUCCAAUUAGAGGAAACAACAACAGCUGCGCCACCGACAAGCACCAGCAGCCCUCGACGGACAGAGCUGCCUCAACUGCAGCCGGGGGAUACGUACAUAGAUCGGCGCGUCAAGAAGAGCUUCGAAUUUCCAAUGCAGCAACGGGCUAGCGAUGUGAUGGCCCUGCCGCACAUUGACUUUGCCAAUACCAAGUUCAAUACUGAUGCGAGUGACGGCCGACAGGUCAGGAUAACAACAGCAGGAGGAGCGGCAGGAGUUGUGGCGGGAGCUGGAACAGCCGCUGCCGGCGGGCCCACACAUCCAGAGUUCUCGACCACAAAGUUUUACAACAGUAAAGAGUUGUACAACGAAAUGUUGUUGCAUAAUAAACGAAAGUUAAUGAAUGAAAUUGGGUAUGCGACAGCAGCUCCAAUCGAGACAGCGAGCAGCAUUAUAAAGUCAUCAGAGACCAUGGUUGGACAAAGUUCAGAGCAGCAGCCACGUCAAGUCAUUAGACCAAGCGAAACCACAAACUUGGAACUAAGCAGCUCAACGGAGUCUACAGCGACUACUACCCGGGCCUUGCCUCCUGGCAGACGCGUGACUUUGACGUCUACGGCGCAAACUUUUGAUGGGGCCACAGCAGAGGCGCCAACAACAACAACAACAACAACAACAAUAAGUAAAUUGUCUACUAUGAGACCCAUUAAGGCGGGGCAAGAGCUAAAUCGCGCUAAGUUAUUGUUGAAGACUUUAACCCCGCCCGAUGCCGUCGAACCGCAAUCGGAAAAGCUUGAAGUGGUCUCAGCGAAAAUCAAAAUUACAACAACGGCUGCAAAGCAGAGUCCAGCUGACAUGGAAAAAUCAAGCCAGUUGGCUAAUCUUACAAAAUCGUCCUUAAAGCCAAUUGCUGUGCCGCGCAUUUUAAGUCGCCUCCAGGAGAAAAUCAAUUCACUUGAAUGCGACAUACAAAAUGUGCCGCAGGAUUCGCAUUUGUGGCGUGGAAACGAAACGCACGAGCUUCUCCUGCCAAAUGUGACACCGCAGCACUGCGAACCCGACGAGCCCUGUACUCCUAAUAAGCUGACGUGGGAGGGCGAAGCUGAUAUUCAAUCCGGGGACAUUUUAAUUGUGGAAAUUAACGAUGCCAAACUGAGCACGGAAAGAGUGCAGGACAACAUUAAAAGCCAAAGCGCUGCGCAUGCUGCACAGGUCUAUCAGGUAACUCGUUCCGGGCACGAGCAUUGCGAUGUCACCGAGGGCGUACUACUGGAUAUAACGCCUCUGGUGGUCGACGGCAGGAAGCUGGUUACGCUCUACGAUAAGGACCUCACGGAGGGAGUUAACUUGUUAAUUGUGGUGUCCGAGCUGUGGGGAGAGCAGUGUGUACGCCUAAAGGUGACCACAAAAACCGACAAUUGUGGCGAGAAUGCCGAUUGCUCCGGCAAGGGCGUCUGCUAUUCGAACGCCAUGAUGGAGGAGUAUGAGUGCCAGUGCUGCGGCGGUUUUGCGGGUCCACAUUGUGAGGAAAUUGAUGCCUGCAACCCCAGUCCGUGCACCAACAAUGGCAUCUGUGUGGACCUCUCGCAGGGCCAUGAGGGCAACUCGUAUCAGUGCCUGUGCCCGUACGGCUAUGCGGGCAAGAACUGUCAAUAUGAGUCGGACCUGUGCAAUCCAGCCGAGUGCAUGAAUGGCGGCAGCUGCCUCGGCAACUCAACGCACUUUCGCUGCGAUUGUGCACCUGGCUACACGGGCCCGCUCUGCCAGCACAGCCUAAACGAAUGCGAGUCCUCGCCCUGUCUGCAUGGCAUUUGUGUGGAUCAGGAAGAUGGUUUUCGUUGCUUCUGUCAGCCAGGCUUUGCGGGCGAGCUGUGCAACUUUGAAUAUAAUGAAUGCGAAUCGAAUCCAUGUCAGAAUAGCGGCGAAUGUAUCGAUCACAUCGGCAGCUAUGAGUGUCGCUGCACAAAAGGUUACACGGGCAAUCGUUGCCAAAUAAAGGUUGAUUUCUGCGCCAAUAAGCCCUGUCCCGAAGGACAUCGUUGUAUUGAUCAUGGAAAUGACUUCAGCUGUGAAUGCCCAGGAGGUCGCAACGGACCGGAUUGUAAUCAAAUGCCACGAACGUAUUUUCAGCAAUGUAGCGUGAAUCCCUGCACCCAUGGCGGCACCUGCUGGUCGAGCGGCGAUAGCUUCUACUGUGCCUGUCGCCCCGGCUACACGGGCACUAUGUGCGAGGAUGAGUUUGUGGUGGAGACCGUCGUCAGUUCGAGCGAAUUUAUUGUCGACGACGCGAAUGCCAGAAAUUUUAAUGACAAAACUUUUAGUUCAUCGGUUGUGCUUAAAAGUCCCAUUGAAUUGCAUAAUGCAUAUUUUGCGGCUGGUGUUCUGGCGGCCGCAAUUUUCAUCGUUGCCAUUGUGGUCACAAUAUGUCACUGCAACGUGAAUCAAACGUACCGUAAGUUCUCGACGCGUUCCACUUCGUUUAUACCCAUAUUGGGGUUCACUCGCCGGCCCAAGAUGCAGAGCACACUCAAUAAGCAUUGGCUAAGUGGCAAGGCGCUCAAUGAUCCCGCUGCAGGGGCACAGCGUGACGCCAGCUUUGCGGCAUCCAGCAGCAGCAGCAGCAAUCUGGCGCAGCAGUCGACGCGCCAUUUGUCCUCGAAACCAAAUGGCAGCAGCCACCACACACAGACAACCCUCGGUGGCCAGCUGCACGAGAGGCCUUUCCAAAGGCAUCUGGCCAUGAAUAUGGAGAACGACAUGUACUAUACGGUGGACUUCAGUGAGAGCUCCUCACAGCAAUUGCCGCUAAUACAGUGAGAAUUGCCUACAGCAACAGCCACUGGAACUGGAACUGGAACUGCAACUGGAACUGCAACUGGAACUGGAACUAGAACGGCUGCGGCCGACGACGAUGAUGUGCGCUGGUUAGUUAAAUUUACGAAGAAGCUUCCAACACAUUAGUAGAAAUCGAAGCUCACUUCUUUGUGCUACUCUAGCAAUAAAAGUUGCCAGUACUGACAAUAUGAACAGUAUUGAUAUUAUUAAAUGGAAACAUUAAAGUUGCGAAUAAAUAAAACUUUGACUUAGGCUAAUAUAAUAUGAUAAUUACAUGAUAAUAUCUGCUAAAACUGCUUGUGUAAUUAUUUUCUAACUGACUCAAAUCGAGAAAUACUCUGCAUAGUCUACCGAAAAAGGGGAGUUUUGAGUUUGAGAAUGCUUUGAGGCUACCCAAAAUGCAAAAUACGAUUCAAUUCACAUCAGAGCGAGAGUUUUUAAAACAACUAAAAUACUUAAUAUAAUUUAGCACGUUUAAUUUUUCUAUAUUGUAGAGCUGCUAUUGAAACAUUUUCAUAAAUUAAUUUGCAAAAUAUGCUCAUUAAUAUGCUCAUUAUAGCUGCUUAUGUUUUUAGCACUGUUUCAAUGGGCAAAUAAAUAUUCAAUUAAAAUUAACCGCAUUGAUCAAAUUUCAUUAUUUGUGUGCGAAAUGAAUAGAAAACAAACUAAUAUACAAUUACACAGGCUAACAAUUCUUUUUAUUUUUUAUUUUUAUAUUUAUCAUAUCGAAAUCGAAUAUGAAAUGAGACUAAUUCUAUUUUAUGAGACUUUUUACAGUUCGAUCAAAUUUUAAAGCUCAUUCAUAUAGACAAAUUUUUGUUAGAGAACAAACUAUGCAUAUAUACGAAGUUUCUGCUUUCCCCUCUAAUAACUUUUCCAAAAAAAUUUUUUUUCCAUCAAGAUAUCACAAAUUUCAUCAAAAAUCCAUUUUUCGCGCACAUCUCUGUUUCAGUAACAUACAAAAAUAUUUUGUACAAAAAAACUACGGUAAAAAAAAAAUAUACAAAAUAUGCUGUACUGCUUCAGAGCCUCAAACGUGCUCAAAAUUAUUUUGGUUUUUGGUGCAUUUGAGUGAAAUAUACCUAUACAUAUAUAUGCAUACUAAUCUAAUAGAAAUCCAUACCUUUUCGUUUCAUAUUCAUGAGAUGCAAAAUCUAUGUAAAGGUUUUUUGCUUUGGCUACCAAAUCCUGUUGGCCUGUGUUAGGCUUUGUCACUCGGCAGAGAUUAUUGUAGCUAAUUGUUGAGUCGCAUGGAGAGCGGAAUGUACAUUAAAUGGAAGCUAAUGGCUAGCAGCAUAAACAUAAGCUCUAAUUAAAUAUUAAUUAACAUAAAUUAAAAACCAUGCCAAAAAUUGUUUGUUAUUUUUGUUUGGUUUGCGGCUAAUGCGUGUGUUUUGUCCAUUUUUGUUAGCAUAAUAGCUCUGAUUAUACAAAAGUAUAUAUAUAUUUGUGUGUGUGUAUGUGUUGCUCUUAGUUACGUAGAGCAUAUUGUUGUAAAUUUUCACUUUGUUCAAGAGUGGAAAACAAAUGGCUUCAAAAAUCAAAUAAAACAAUAUUAAAUUAAAGUUAAAUGAAAAUUUGUAUGUUUCUGAAAUGAAGUUCGCAAAUAUAUACAUACAUAUACAUAUAGGUAUAUAUUUAUAUAUACAUGUGUGUAAGGUCUUGGAUUCUCAUAUUUGUAUUCUGACAGAGAUGCAGCUUCAGCUAGAUUAAAAAUCAUUGGAGAAAUUUUCCUCUGCUUUUUCGUUAAAGAAAUAUC
Drosophila mojavensis is the source of this 6034-nucleotide messenger RNA. RefSeq lists its product as uncharacterized. Bases 346 to 4257 code for a protein of 1303 amino acids. The transcript is spliced from 12 exons. Gene Ontology annotation, cellular component: plasma membrane; protein-containing complex. Lineage: Eukaryota; Metazoa; Arthropoda; Insecta; Diptera; Drosophilidae. Gene Ontology annotation, molecular function: calcium ion binding. Gene Ontology annotation, biological process: heterophilic cell-cell adhesion; establishment or maintenance of epithelial cell apical/basal polarity. The record is from RefSeq and is a predicted model, not a curated record.